This is a messenger RNA of Melanotaenia boesemani (Boeseman's rainbowfish), 5292 nucleotides long. It is a transcript of the gene tmem102, whose product is annotated as transmembrane protein 102. The transcript has 6 exons. Bases 587 to 2158 code for a protein of 523 amino acids. The record is from RefSeq and is a predicted model, not a curated record. NCBI's taxonomy places the organism in Eukaryota, Metazoa, Chordata, Actinopteri, Atheriniformes, Melanotaeniidae.
UAUAUUGGAAUAUAGUUGCAUGUUAUGGUGUAACAAACAAGGGGUGGACAAGGCUCCUUAAAUCAUGGGAAUAAUUAACAAACGUAGCAGACUGCCCUCCAGGUAGAAGGACAUCUCUGCUCUGCAGCACUGCUUGCUUACACAUCCCACCACUGGCUGUGCAGUCUUGAAUCCGCCCUGCUUCUCUCCAUUGAAACCACAGCUUUUCAUUUAUCUUCUUUGCGAGGACACGAACACAUUUUCAAUCGUAAACCUGACCUCACAAACCCACGUGCAGAUUUGUAAUGUGAUGCGUACGUGCCACACAUACUUCUUAUCCCUGGAUCCUUUUGAGUGGGACCAUGAUUUCUGGGACGGUGUUGCCAGGGGGAAGGCGGCGGUGCCUGGGACCUGUUGGAAAUGACAGCUGAAGAAUGCGAAUUGAAGCACAGGGAUCACAAAAACAGUGAAGUCAAAAGAUAGCGAAGAAAGUGUAUCGCUUCGCCGUGUAAAGGUUGUGUGUCCAGCUUUAGCCGUACAGCUAAUCGUUUCACUGUGAUCCGUGUCUCCUUAGCUGACGACGCCCGAGCCGCGUGCCUGUGGAUGCAUGCAUCCGUGCGUGGUUGUAGAGAUGGAGUCCAUAAUGAAUGCGGUGACUCCUCGCUCCCCAGCCCCUGCCAAGAAGCUAUCAGAGGUGGACUUCCGUUCAGGGGCCACAUUGGAGCAGCUGUCAGCACAAGUGUCUGAGCUAGUACUACUGGAGCAGGGGGAAUUUGGAGACCAGACUGCUUUAGAGGUCCACACUGCCAAGGACUUCAUUUUCAACAUGCUAGGCUUAGUCCAGAAGGUGGACCAGCGCCUCCCGGUGGCCAACGAGUACCUUCUGCUGUCAGGCGGGGCACGAGAAGGUGUCUUGGAUCUCAACCCAGAGGAACUGGGGGAGUACGCCAAAGGGGCGGACUUUGACCUGGAUUUCACCUUGCUGGUGCCCGCCUUAAAGCUUCAUGACCGCAACCAGCCUGUCACUCUGGACAUGAGGCACUCCCCGCCGUGCCACUCGUGGCUCAGCCUCCGCCUCUGCGACUCCAACACCCUGUCCCGUUGGAGCAUCUGCUGCCAGGAAGAAAAUGGACUUCCAGCUGAGGAGGACGAGGAGGAGGAGGGGGAGAUGGGUAAAGGCUCUAUUCCCUCCCUGGGGUCUCCUCAGUCUCUAGAUGGAUGCUACUUCUCUCCCACCCUGGUGACAGACUGGUUCUGGGGUGUUGUGAGCGAGGCUGUAGAGGAGCUGAGGCGCAGCCCCCAGCGAGGCAUCCCAACUCCAGACCGACUGGAGAGGAAUGGACCUCUAACUACCAUCAUCCUUCAGGCCGGUUCUAGCCGGGUUCUGUACGACCUGCUGCCUGUGGUGUCAUUUCGGGGCUGGCCUGCUGUUGCCCAAGGUUGGCUGACGGCCAACCACUUCUGGGAUGGUAAAAUCACAGAGGAGGAAGCCAUAUCUGGCUUCUAUUUGCUGCCCUGCUGCUCUCCGCUGGGUGGUCGGCCUGACAGGGAGUGGAGGCUGGCAUUCUCACGCAGUGAGGUUCAGUUAAAGAAGUGCAUCCCCUUCCCCAUGGCCCAGGCUUUCCAAGCAGCCAAGGCGGUACUGUCCCGCAUCCUGGCUCGUCCUCGUACAGGCCUCAGCCUCUACCACCUACGUACCCUUCUCUUAUGGGCCUGUGACAGACUUCCAACAGCCUAUCUGUCCUGUCCAGAUACAGACACUCCUGGCCGCCUCCUCCUGGGUCUCCUUGAUGACCUGGCUCAUUGCAUCUUGGGUAAAAACUGCCCAAACUACUUCCUUCCACAGUGCAACAUGUUGGAGCAUCUGACGGAUAGCCAGACUCUGCUUGUCGCCAGGAAACUCGCUCAUGUGCGCUCGGAUCCCAGCGAGCACCUGAGGGCGGCUCUGGACCAGGCUCGGCAAGCCGGCCAACUGAAGAAGGAGCUAACGGCUAACACUAACGGCCACGGAUCCCCCGGGCAUCACUCAAACAAUGGCAUCAUCUCUCCUUCGGAGGACAAGCUGGCGCAGCGACUGCAGCAGCUAGUCACAGAGAACCCUGGGAAAUCCAUAUCAGUCUUCCUCAACCCCGAUGACGUCACCAGGCCUCACUUCCGCAUCGAUGACAAGUUUUACUGACAGUAGCCGCAGAGAAGACGUGAAAAUUAGUCAGUUUAGCUCACAAGCACACUCCAAAAACGUCAAAGUAUCGAAGGCUAAACAAUGCUCUGAAGUCCUGCUGCUUGACCCGACUCUUAAAACCAAAAACAGUCCUGAGAACUGACAUCCAGUUUACAUCAAGUAAGACGUGAUGUCUCCCAGCUGUUGCCGUGGAGAUGGCCCUCUCCUAAUGAGCUGGCCUUAACAAGACUUUGUAGCUGGUGCUACAAAGUAAAAGGUGGUGAAAUAUGUCCAGCAAAGAUUAAAACAGAGAAUGUGUGUAUGUGUGUGUACAUGUUCGCCUUAGGGUUCUCACACAUUAGCAACCCUAGAGACGGCGGCAGAAAAGCUUCUUGAUUGCUGCUUUUCUUUUCAGCUGAGAGUGGGCGACGACUGAAUUAGAAAUUGGAAAACAAAGUGUGGCUGAUGUUACUGAUUGUAAUGUGAGGGGAGCUCUUUUAUUUUACACUCACGCCUCAGUUCUGGUGUUUUUUUUUUUUUUGUUUUUUUUUUUUUAAUCUUUCUCAGGUACACACAGCCUUUUUUUUGACGCAUUUAACUCCAUUUCUAAGUCUAUAAAAAAAAACAUUUCAUGUCACUAACAUUUUUUUGUGGUGAUGAAAUGUACCAAAGAGCUUUGUUGAAGCAGUUUGCAGAAAAAAAGCAUGUUUUUUUUAUUUUCUUAACAUAUCCCUUAACAAUAACUUGAUGAAUCCUUCGAGUCUUGAUCAGAAAGUUAAUUUGACUUUUCCUCCUUCCAACGUCUCGGUCACACCAGGAUGUAAAAUUGUUAAAUUUAGCUGCGACAUUACUGGAAGUGGCGUAAAAAAUUGAUUUUUUCUCGCGGCAACAUAGAUAAGUGCAAGUCUUUCAUGUCAAGCUCCACUUUGGUGAAGUGGAGGAAGCUCAUUAGCUUUGUUAAACAAGAGGAUUUUUUUUUUUACUUCCAUAGACUGAGAAGGAAGUACUCUACAAGUAAAGCUUGCAGACAUUCAUAAGACAGAAGUCGAUCACAAAAAUCUUGGAAAACAGGAACUUGUUUGUGUUUAAUUGGCAGCGCUGCAUUUACACAGAGCAGACUGAGCAGGAAAAGACAAAACUCUGUUCUAAUCGCUGUCAGAAACAAAUAAUAUCCUGCUUGGUAAUCUGUCACAUUCUGGUGUUGCUGGGUUACAAAAGAUUAAAAAGUACCAGGAUGGUGAAAUAACUGAAAACUGUGGGUUUAAUGUGCAUUGAUCUGAGUGGGGAUAAAUUAUUAAAACUUGUUUAGUUUUCCAACCUGAGCAGAUGUUUUUGCUCCCUUCUGUUUGGAGUGUGUUGGUUGACCCCUUUUAUAAAGGAUUUAGAAAAUGUAAAACCCCGGAAGGAGACGUGUCAAAGUAAUAGUUUAAAAAUAAUAAUAAAAAAAGGGCUGGAUUUAACAGGAACACGGCUCAAAAGCUGAUAAGUGAGGGCUUUGUGCAAUCAUGAUUCAGUCAAAGUAUGUCACUGUCAAAACAUCCCACAAAGUGCCCAGUAUGUCUCACAUCUCUUCCCUUGUUUUCUGAGAAACUCGAUUGUCUCAUUUAAUUUUCUUUAUUCCUUUUGAGACUUUAGACUUGACUGAUUCUGAUAAUUGUCCGGCGUCUCUGCUUGGUUGGUCUUGUUUUAAUGAGCUUGUAUAUGAGGUGAUGUGAGCGUUCCUCCAUCUUGCCGGGGUUGGCGUCGUUCUUGUAUCACUGGGCGUCUGAAGCCACGGAGCUCUUAAUAUUUGGUUCCUCUCCAGCAUUGUGUUAGCAGCCACACUGCUGCAGUGCCACUCAGCUGAUUUGUUUUUUGAGCAGCUCAGUCGGUACAAGCUGGAGGAAAAAAUCAAAGCAGUUGAGCUGUGAUUUUUUUUUUUUUAUGGUUCCUCUUAAAUAAAUGUAAUUUUGUUUGUUUUUGCAGCAGCGAAUUUAAAACGGUAUCUUCAACACUAACUGAAGGGUAGCGUUUGUAUUUACUUUGUAUUCUACUUUGCAUUGGUAUACUAGAGGGAGGGGAUGAUGAUGAUGAUGGUUGAUUUAAAACUUCUGGUGGAGUGUUUCUCCUUCACACAGAGGUACAAGUCUAGAUUUAAAUUGACUAACGAAGUCUGUAUGUACAGUUAUCUCGUGCUUACUACUGAAUGAGUACAUUUUUAUACUGACUGUCUGGUGUAUGUGUGUGAGCAUGUGUGUGGACUGAACUUGAGGAAAACCAAAGUGUGUUGUAGAUGUGGUGCAGAAUGUCUAAGCUGCCAGGUGUUUUCAGCACUUUUUAUGAAGAUGGGCCUGAUAAUUAUUACCAAGUCUCUACAGGAUUUGAAUAGUCGGAAGAAAAUCUAAUGAUUUAUGUAUCAGAUUGAAGUUACAGUAAAGGUAACCCGUUAGCCUCUUUCAUGUUUGACUGAGAGCGUUUAAACUUUCUCACUUUGUACCUUAAUGGGCCUCACUGGAGAUUACAAGACACUGGAAACAAUCAUAUUUUUUCCUGAAUUGUACUCAUGAACUCUACGCGGAGAGCGUUAACUACUGUAUCUGAAGAUAGCGUCAAUUUCUAAUUAUGCAAUCAACCCCUUUGUGGAAACGCCUGUGGUUUACAAAGCCUGCUCUAAUUGUACUUGGGUGUAGUUCACUGUAGUUGUAGUUAUAAAAAAAAAAAGAGGGGGGUUCAAUAUCUGCUGUGCAGGAUUGCAUGAAGCACAGAAGAUGCUCCUUAAAAUCAAUCUAACGCUCUGCUACUCUGGUUAAAACCUUAACUUGGUUUGGAACUUUUGAUGAGUGUUGUGGAUGAAUAGCAGAUUAAAUACCAUGAAUGUAUCCACCAAGUCUCUAAUCUGAUCCCCUACUUGAGAACACUGAACUUUUCUCUGUAAUCUUACCAGAUGAUCUGUUGUGUCUUUACAGUGCUGAGAUAAAUAUCUGUACUGUUUGAGUAAUUGAAUUUCAUAUCUUUUAUUACUUGAGUUCCUCCUCUUGUUUUCCUCUUUGGAAAACUGGCAAUUUUCUUUCACUGUUGACUGAUUUGUUAUAUUUAUUACUGUUUAUUUUCUGGGGAUUUAUAUUGAUUGAUAUUUAAGCUUUAGCAUGAAAUAAAUCACACUUGAAAUUCCA